GCAAUUAUUGUGCUCAUUACUAAUUUCAAUUUAUUGUUGUGCUACUUGAUGAGUUUCUUUAACUGGAAUGGCUUCUGCGGUGGGCUUCAUGAGUAAAAUGGAAAUUUGGGGCAUCAUCACAGCUGCUCAAUAUUGUUCUUUACAAGUAAAAACAAUGAGACUACAAUUGUAUGAAACCCCAUAAGUCUUUGGUUUUAUUCUCUAGCUAUUUUCCAAGCAGAAAAGACCACGAAGUUUUUGUGGUCCAGAUGAAAUUUUAGAGAUUCAAGAAGAGGAAUUGUGGGAGAGCUUUUUCUAAAUCAUCAAAAAGAAGAGUUUGAGGAUGGGGUUUUAGGGAUGGAAUCCUGUGUGUUCCCAGCUUAGAAUUUGGAGAGUUUUCUUUCUGAUUUUUUUAUUCAAUUUCUCCCAAGCUCUUUCCCUUAUAAAGUUAGUAAUUAAUGAGUAAUAGAUGUGUUGAAUGUAACUGAAAAUUGUUUAAAGAUGGGUCUUGGGAAAAUUAUUGCUAGGUAGACCUUUGGUAGGAGGUAACUGUUGGUAUAUCUGACCAUCUUCUCCUUUCCCCUUUAAAAGAAAACAAAUUCCAGUAAAUAUGUUGCAGGAUCUGUGCACAUUAUAUAAAGCUUGCCAGAUAAGAAAAGAGUUGAGGAAGAUGGCUUAGAUAGUUCCUUUGAAGCAUCAGGCCGCAUAAAGCUAAAUAUGGGGCAAUUGAAAAACUCUGCCAAAUCCAAGAAGAAACAAUCUCCUAAGACUGAAGUGCAAAAUUCUUUAAAGCAAGAGAUUCUACAGCUUGAGAAAAGAUUACAAGAUCAAUUUCAGGUCCGUCGUGCUCUGGAAAGUGCUAUGGGUUACAAAACUUCUUCCCAUGAUAGUACGACUGAGCUGUCAAUGCCUAAGCCAGCCACAGAAUUAAUUAAAGAAAUUGCGGUACUGGAGUUGGAAGUUGUACAUCUGGAACAAUAUCUUCUCUCCUUGUACCGGAAGGCAUUUGAUCAGCAAACAUACUUGGUUUCUCCAUCUAAACAGGAUCGAAGUCUAAAAACCCCUGUCACAACCCCAAGACGAAGGUUGUUUGAUGUUUCCAGGCCUGAGACAUCAAAGAAGGAAACUUCAGCAACUCAAACUGCUUGUCAGUCACGUGACAAUAAAUGGAAGGAAACCAAUGUUAUUGGAGGAGAAGAGAAACUAUUAGAUUCUGGAGUUCAUCGCUGUCACUCUUCAUUGUCACAACGCUCAGCAUUUUCAAAUAGAACCUCUCCUCCAGAAGAGUUUCUUGGUAGGGCUGUACGUGCUUGCCAUUCCCAGCCAUUGUCCAUGAUGGAGUAUGCGCAGAGUGCUUCAAACAUUAUUAGUUUGGCUGAGCAUCUUGGUACUAGUAUUUAUGACCAUGUUCCAGAGACACCUAACAAGCUUUCAGAGGAUAUGAUAAAGUGCAUGUCAGCUAUAUAUUGCAAACUUUCAGAUCCACCUUUGACGCAUAAUGGCCUUUCAUCUCCCAAUUCAUCUUUAUCAUCAAUGAGUGCAUUUUCCCCGCGAGAACAAUGUGAUAUGUGGAGUCCAGGAUUUAGGAAUAACCCAUCCUUUGAUGUGCGAUUGGAUAACCCUUUCCUUGUUGAAGGCCUGAAAGAGUUCAGUGGACCGUACAGUACAAUGAUUGAAGUGCCAUGGAUUUAUAGAGAUAGUCAAAAGUUAGGAGAUGUUGAAAACUUGCUACAAAAUUUCAGGUUCUGCUGCAGAUCACUUAUAUGUCGAUUGGAAGAAGUCGAUCCUAGGAAGCUCAAACAUGAGGAAAGACUAGCUUUCUGGAUCAAUAUACACAAUGCACUAGUGAUGCAUGCAUUUCUGGCAUAUGGGAUUCCACAAAACAAUGUUAAGAGGCUCUUUCUACUUUUGAGGGCUGCAUAUAAUGUUGGGGGUCAUACAUUUAGUGCAGACACGAUACAGAGUUCUAUCCUUGGAUGCCGGAUGUCUCGUCCUGGACAGUGGAUUCGAUUUUUACUUUCAUCGAAGUUCAAAUUCAAGACUGUAGAAGAACGGCAAGCAUAUGCAAUUAACCAUCCAGAACCUCUUUUGCACUUUGCACUCUGUUCUGGAAGCCAUUCUGAUCCUGCGGUUCGUGUCUACACUCCAAAAAGAGUAAUUCAUGAGCUUGAAGCUGCGAAGGAAGAGUAUAUCCGAGCUACCUUUGGUGUCCGCAAGGGCCAGAAAGUCCUACUUCCGAAGAUCAUGGAAUCCUAUGCAAAGGAUUCAGGUUUAUGUCCAGCGGGUCUUCUUGAAAUGAUCCAACAAACUUUGCCUGAAUCUGUAAGGAAGUGUCUUAAGAAAUGUCAGCUAGGAAAGCCUCGUAAGACUAUUGAAUGGAUUCCGCAUAAUUUUACUUUUCGGUACCUGAUAUCUAAAGAGCUUGUAAAGUGAUCACUUACGUGUGUUAAAUGUUUCUGGCACUCGAUCUCAUUCGCCUAGUUCUUAAGGUUUUUAUAUUUUGAGAUUUUGAAAUUUUUUCCUUGUACAAAUUAGGAGAUGAACCGGAAAUGGAGGAUAGAACAAUGCUAUAUUUUGUUUUGUAUAACGUACUCUCCAUUCUGCUUGUUCCAGUAGUGGAAGCUUUCAUGAUUUCUGUGAUGUUUGGAAAGGAAAUGAAAAAUGUGCAUUGAAUAUUAUACAUGUA
Populus trichocarpa (black cottonwood) is the source of this 2665-nucleotide messenger RNA. RefSeq lists its product as uncharacterized. NCBI's taxonomy places the organism in Eukaryota, Viridiplantae, Streptophyta, Magnoliopsida, Malpighiales, Salicaceae. The transcript is spliced from 11 exons. Bases 697 to 2412 code for a protein of 571 amino acids. The record is from RefSeq and is a predicted model, not a curated record.